AUGCCACACGUACAAGGACAUUCUUCAACAACUUCGGGUCUAUUCAUAGACAAGCACCAGCAGGGAUUUGUUCUCCCUCGUCUCCCUACAGCUACAAAUUUUCACCAUUCGGUUACAGACCCCAAUAUGAAAAUUAAUAAAUCACAAAGAACGUCAUCCCAGCCAAUCAAGUGUUUGCAAAUUAAUUUGCAACACGCAAAGGCUGCAACAGCCCAAGCAACACAAUUUGCUGUUGAAAAUGCAAUUGACAUCAUUUUUGCACAGGAACCGUAUACACGAAAUGGAAUGACAAUGGGAUUCCCCAUGCACUGGAAUAUAUAUCAAAAGGUAGAUAUCAAUCAUCCGCCACGCGCUAUCAUAAUAUGCUGCAACACAGAUUGGUCUCCCUCAGUUAUUACUAUGGAAAGAGAUAGUUCUGCCAUCCUCCUUGAUUUACGGUCUCUUACAGUGGUAUUAGUAUCCCAAUAUUCACCCCCAUCUGAGGACUUGAACCCGGUCACACAGUCAAUUCAAAACUUACUACAACGUAUCCAUAUCUCCAACAUGGUCUUCGCUGGGGACUAUAAUGCGCAUAACACAACAUGGGGUUAUGCUGUAACAAGUCCUAAAGGAAGAGAUUUAGAAGAUUUUCUUUCCUCAAAUAAUUUUGUUCUGCAGAACACUGAGGGUGCUCCUCCAUCAUACGAUAGAAUUUACGCUCACGGUUGGCCAGACCUCACGUUUACAACAACUCAUGCAACAAACCUUAUCCAGGACUGGAAGGUUGAAGACGCGAUAAGUUUAUCAGACCACAAAUUUAUUACUUUCACAUUAGACAAGAUUACAUCAGUACCAAUUAUCAAACGUUAUAAACUGCCAGGACAGAAAAUCACUUUCCUUCAUCAAUAA
Molecule: messenger RNA, 888 nt
Organism: Stegodyphus dumicola
Lineage: Eukaryota; Metazoa; Arthropoda; Arachnida; Araneae; Eresidae
Source: RefSeq, a predicted model, not a curated record